Colletotrichum gloeosporioides is the source of this 3825-nucleotide messenger RNA. Its product is annotated as Hybrid signal transduction histidine kinase A. Bases 1 to 3825 code for a protein of 1274 amino acids. The record is from RefSeq and is a predicted model, not a curated record. Gene Ontology annotation, biological process: phosphorelay signal transduction system; phosphorylation. Gene Ontology annotation, molecular function: phosphorelay sensor kinase activity. Lineage: Eukaryota; Fungi; Ascomycota; Sordariomycetes; Glomerellales; Glomerellaceae. The transcript is spliced from 4 exons.
AUGGUUGGUGGCAAAUCCCAAGCCUCAUUCGAGUCCGCCCGGGAGCGCGAAACCUUCAGAUACGACACAUCCCUCAUUUCCGCAUCGCGCAAGAACGACCCUGCCAACCUUAUUCCUCCAUCCGAGAUAAAGGCUUGCCCUGAUGCCUCCCUUACUGCCUUCGCCCAGCUGGGCGCCUUGCGAAUGGGAGCUUCUCGUGCCAUGAUAUCCCUCUUCGACCGCAAGUAUCAAUACAUUGUAGCCGAAGCCACACCAAAUUUACUUUUGUUCCCGAAUGCGACUACCGCCGACUUGGAUCCCGAAGAACGGUUGUGGCUUUGCGGAACCCAUCUACCCCGCGCACAUGGGAUAUGCGAGUCUGUCCUUCUCGCGCACAGCACCGCCAGACACAAGUCGUCUGACGGUGACGCACUGCCCGUGUCUGUCAUCCCCGAUCUCACGAGCGACCCGAAAUUUUCAGACAAGUCUCUGAGCAUGCAGUGGCCGAACCCUCGUUUCUACGCGGGCGUUCCUAUCAAGUCGCGCAGAGGUGUCAGCAUCGGCGUCUUCUCUGUUUGGUCCGCCGACCCGCGGCAAGAGUUGGGCUUCCACUCUACCCAGCUUCUGAGGGGUUUGUCCAGAAUGGUGACUGACCACCUAGAUUCUAAACGUACCGUCCAGAGGCAUCAUAGGGCGGUGAGGAUGCUUCGUGGCAUGGGAAGCUUCGUCGAAGGAAAAUCCACCAUGUCCAAGCUAGCGUCGCAAAGUCACACAAACGACCAAUCUGUCGAAGGUGCUUUGAAUCAAAAUCAGCAGCGGCUCCAGAGCAACCAAGAGGAAGACAAUGCCCAUGACGAUGAGUCUACGCCUGACUCUGCCACACCCUCAACUCCAAGCCCGAAGAAGUCCCCCUCCCUGCCACCACAGAGAGGUCAUCGGCGUCCAUCAUCUCCUUCGGACGAUUCGGAUGACAAUACACUGCCAACGACAGAGACAAUGACAGAGACAACAAGCCAGACCAGCGACGAGGAAGGCAUCAACCAUAUCUUCUCCAAGGCGGCGAACAUUAUCCGUGAGAGUAUCGAGGUCGAAGGUGCCUUGUUUCUAGAUGCCAGCAUUGGUUCCUUUGCCGGUUUGGCCACCAAGACGACGACCUCGGGAAGCUUUAGCUCUUCCUCCAGCAGCGAUGAGCACAGCAGCGGACUCCCUUCAAGAAAAACUCUCUAUAAUAACGAGGCGGAUGUGCCUUGUCGUAUACUUGGUCACUCGAACUCCUUGACGUCCAGUAUUGACCGGCAGAAUACCCCCAAGGACCAGCGUCGUUUUUCGGAGCUUUUCCUGGCCAAGCUGCUGCGUCGGUAUCCCUCUGGUCGCAUCUUUGCUUUCGACGAGAAUGGGUCUCUGCAGUCGACUGAUUUCUCAGGCGAAGACCUGGCGACACCGCUGUCUCCAGUGGACGAGGAAACGCUCUCCGAGCUGCAAAUGUCUGAACGAUCUCGCAAGCGGAACAAGAAGCUGCUGUCGCGUCAGAAUGAGGGGAAGAUGCUCAUGACCCUUUUCUCUGGCGCUAGGAGUGUUGCCCUCGUCCCUCUCUGGGACGCUCAAAAACAGCGAUGGUAUUCGGGUGGUUUUGUUUACACGAAAACUCCCACUCGCGUUCUGACCAUCGAGAGCGAGCUCAGCUACCUGCGAGCCUUUGGGACUGUUAUCAUGUCAGAAGUUGCCAAGUACAAUGCUCGUAUGGUAGAUAAGGCGAAGUCUGAUUUACUCAGCUCUCUAUCGCACGAGCUUCGUUCGCCUUUACAUGGCAUUCUGCUCGGCGCAGAGCUGAUGCAAGAUACAAACCUCGAUGCGUUUCAGGGAGACGUCUUGCACUCUGUAGAAACAUGCGGGAAGACCCUGCUGGACACCAUGGACCAUCUUCUUGACUACAGCAAGCUUGGAAACUUCCUCAGACCAACGACUGGACGCCGAAAGAGCACUUCCGGCAUGGCCGAUCGGGGUUUGCGCAAUGUCGACAAGAAACUCACCAUCGAGGCCGGAAUGAUGUCCCUAAGUCGCAACGUUAACAUUGACGUGCUUGCAGAGGAGGUCAUCGAGAGUGUGUGCGCCGGUUUCAGUUUCCAGCGGUUUGCCGUAUCGCGGUUGACAGAAAGCCGACCUUCGGAACAUGGUGAUAUUGAUGCUCUACAUAGGCUCGACAGCAUGCAGGCGCUUGAAAACAUGUCAUCAGAAACCAACAAAGGCGGCGAUUCUCAGAUCUUGCUGGGCGAUGUCUCGGUAACGUACGAUGUGAAUCCAGCCGCCUCCUGGCGCUUUAACACCCAACCCGGUGCACUUCGAAGGAUCAUUCUCAACAUCCUUGGCAACGCACUCAAAUACACCACACGGGGUUUCGUCAACGUCAACGUGCUCCAGCUGGACUCCUCACGACCUGGAUCUCGAGAAAUUCACAUCAUCGUCACAGACUCUGGGAAGGGCAUGUCCGAAGACUAUCUACGGUAUCACCUAUAUGCCCCAUUCCAUCAAGAAGACAACCUCUCAGCUGGUACGGGCCUCGGCUUGAGUCUAGUGAAGGAGGUUGUCACUCGCUUAGGAGGGUCGAUCCAGGUUUGGAGCAAACUCAAUCGAGGCACCAAGGUUACUGUCAAACUACCACUACAGGAGGCGUCAACCCCAUCGCCCAAAAGCAGCAUCCCGAAAACUGUCAACUUUGAUGAAUUCCGAGCCCAGGUGAGUGAGUUGAAAGGCCUCAGGGUACGCCUCCUCGGGUUCUCAGCAAACGUCGGCACAGCGGAUGACGAAAUUUCGGCGAACACAUCAAGUGAGGCAACUUUACUUGAAAAUAUAUGCCGCGACUGGCUCGAGAUGCAGGUUAUAGACGCAUCUUCCUUGAAAAGGCUCCUUCCCGACCUUAUAUUGGCAACAGAACGGAAUCUUGACCGUCUUCUUUUCGAACAGAGACAUGGCAGUGGAUCCACUCCUGUUGUCGUGGUAUGUCGGAAUGCCUUGAUUGCGAGACAACUGGCGACUUCUCCUCGAUUCACAACCCGCCGAGUUGUGUUCGAGUUCGUAUCUCAGCCCAUUGGGCCGAGGAAGCUUGCACGAAUCUUGUUGCUGAGCUUCAGGCGAUGGACAAGAAUGCAGGCCUCCGCUAUCAAGACACCGACAGCAUUAUCACUGGCCACAUCUGAAUACCGGGACAACCUUGACGGUGCAUCCGCUCUAGACUCUCUAGACGUAAGAUCAACAGCAGCCCUGAGCAAGGAACCCGCCCCCGAUGACACAGAAUACUUCAAUAUUCCAAGUCUGCAACCGGCAGAGUCGAUAGAUACGGCCAAAAAAGUAGAUGUGGAACACGAUAGGACUGAGACGUUACCGGAGCGGCCAGUUCCCAACGGAUCGUCGACACCGACACCUGACAACCGGGAACCAGAUGAGUCAUCCAACAACAGCGAUAACGAUCAAAACUUGUUUCUUCUCGUGGACGACAACGCAAUUAAUUUGAAAAUAUUGUCUGAAUAUAUGAAGAAGCUGGGCCACAGGUAUGCGACAGCAAUGAAUGGGAAACAAGCCGUCGAGGCCUUUAAGAAAAGCGAAGGCCGAAUCAAGUGUGUGUUCAUGGAUAUCUCCAUGCCCGUCAUGGAUGGCUUCGAAGCCACCCGAGAGAUCCGCGUCUUCGAGACGAGGAAGAACAUACCUCGGUGCCAAGUGUUUGCACUCACGGGUUUGGCAUCUGCGAGCGCCCAGGAGGAAGCGUUCGCGAGCGGCAUUGAUCUAUUCCUGACAAAGCCCGUGAAGCUAAAGGAGUUGAGCAAGAUCAUACGGACUAGUGAUAUUGCGUAA